Molecule: messenger RNA, 1040 nt
Organism: Didymella exigua CBS 183.55
Lineage: Eukaryota; Fungi; Ascomycota; Dothideomycetes; Pleosporales; Didymellaceae
Product: NAD(P)-binding protein
Exons: 1
Coding region: 114-623 (169 amino acids)
Molecular function (GO): oxidoreductase activity
Source: RefSeq, a predicted model, not a curated record
GUCGCCUCGCCUCAUCCAACCACAUUGAUAAUUCGUGGUGAAGCCGCGACACGUUUAUAAAAGUCUUGAGCAUCAAACUGUUAUUCGAGCCUAAUAACAAAACUUCCUUCGCCAUGGCCGAUCAUCAAGUUAUCGUCGUUGUAGGCAGCAACCGUGGUGUAGGAAGAGGCAUCGUGCAGCUACUCGCCAACCAGCAGCUUCAUAGGCCAUUGACAAUUUACGCAACAUCAAGGUCCGGCAUUGAUAGCAGCAUCAACAUCCUCUCUCCCAGCAGAGUCUUGUAUCGCGAGCUGGACAUCGCCAAUCCGUCCUCAAUUCACCUCUUUUUCGAAUCGGCGCUGGAGGAACAUGGCGCAAUCGAUGUCCUCAUCAACAACGCAGCAGUCUCUAACGAUCACCAAAAGACGCCAGACCUUGCCGCCGAAAUGGUAUGGACCAACUAUGGAGGCACGAGGGAUAUGUGCAAAGCAUUUCUAGCGCAGCCUACAAUCCGACCAGGAGCGCGCAUCAUCAACAUGACUAGCGGCUACAAUCGCUUGCAGGAUUAUAGUCCAGAGCUGCAGGAAUUGUUUCGCGAUGCAGAUGAUAGCAAUGCUCUAGAUGAGCUUGCAGCUGCAUACUAGGACAGCGUUCACCAUGGCCAAGACGUGCAGGAGCAAACUGGACGGGGAUCUGGAACACGGAGCUACAAAGUCAGCAAAGCACUCAUCAAUGCUCUGACUAUUGCACUUGGGCGGAAACACCCAGAUGUGCUUGUGAACAGCUGUUGCCCCGGGUAGUGCGACACAGCAAUGGGUAAUACGGCAAGAGGGAAGCCGCCGAAGACACAAGAAGAGGGUGCGCGUGUGCCAACUCGACUUGCCAUUGGCAAUUUGGGAUCGAGAGGCGACGAGGAUGGGGGUUUGGGAGAGGGGUCUGAAGAGAUAACUGGCCAUUUUUUUUGAUAAUGCCGACAUUAUGGUACCCGGGUGGGGAACGGCAAAGCUGUGGUUAGAGUCUUGAGAUGCGACAAGUAGCCGUAGAUGCACCAGGCAACUCUU